Molecule: messenger RNA, 3828 nt
Organism: Symbiodinium sp. CCMP2592
Lineage: Eukaryota; Dinophyceae; Suessiales; Symbiodiniaceae
Source: the annotation of a GenBank genome assembly
AUGUGCCUGGAUAUUCUUGAUGAAGAGGAUUCUAGGGGCUUAGAUGUUGGGUUGAAGGCGGUAGCCGAGGAACAGAAGGAGUGGUUGAAAGAGUUGAUUGCUUCCGGCAACCUGCAACCGGCGAAUCGGAAGAUUAUGGGAGGAAAGGGUCCCGUGUUAAAGGUUCUUCCGAAUGGGGAGACGCGGUGUGGGUGGAUUCAGGCGUCGGUAUCGUUUGCCGAUGAUGAUGCCCUUAGCUUUGAGGGUUCCUGUGUUGAUGACGAGUAUCAAACUUCUGAGAAUGACAUUUCUUGGGAGAUUGAUUUUCCGUGUGAAGUGCUUGAGGGUGAUUGGUAUCCAAAUGUCGUUCAAGCUCAUGCUGAGACCGCACGCUUGUGCAGGGUCCUAUCACAAGAGCUGGGCGGAUGUUGGGAUUCGUUCUGCUUUGAUGGAUUGUUCGGGCAGCUGAGAGCGGCUGAGAAUCAAAGGGAUUGGUAUGAAGGGCUUCUCUGGGAUGAGUUUCUUCGGGAUUCCGCGAUAUCCUUGAGGUCACUAAGUACAGUUCCUUUGGGCAGUGAUGAGCCGUUACCGGCUUCAGAGGAGGAAGUUACGUCUCUUGAGGAUGUCCAUGAAGCAGUCAUUAGAAUACAAGUUCCGGAUAUCGAGGCCCUUGUUAAGACUGGUCAUCGGGUUGUUCAGGUUCCGGGGAAGGCCGUGCUUACGCGGAAGUCCGGUGUAGGUAAACGUCGGUUUCGAUGCGUGGCAUGUGGGAACUUUAUCCCUCAAAAUGAGAACGCCCAGAGCCUCUACACCACUGGAGUUGAGGGUGUGACUUUAAGGGUAGCACUUGCUUAUGCUGCACAUAUGUCUUGGGUUGGCCGGACCGCCGACAUUAAGACUGCAUUCCUGAAUGCCCCCUUAGAGGAAGGCUACGAUAAUGGGACAGAGGAGAUUGUAGUUGUACGCCCUCCUCACAUUCUUGUGGAAAUGGGACUCCUUGGUGUCACUGAUCGGUGGCGGGUAGUUAAGGCCCUUUACGGUCUAAGACAGGCUCCGAAGGCUUGGGCUGUGCACCGGGAUAAGAUUUUAAAGGCUUUUGAGUUCGUGUACAAGGGUUCGCGCUUUGUCCUGAAGCAAGCGAUUGCUGAUGAGUCGUUAUGGUACAUUAUAAAGGCGGACAUCUCGGAUGCUAACAACUAUGCCCUGAUGGUCGUGUACGUCGACGACAUCUUGGGAUUGGGACCGAGGGACCUUUUGGUAUCGCUCUUCGAAGCCAUUAAGAAUAUUUGGACGAUUUCUGAACCAGAGUGGAUUGUCAAGGAGAAAUCUGUAAAGUUCUGCGGCAUUGAGUUGUGGGCACUUGAUGACGGCUUCCGUAUGUCUCAGUCGGAUUACUUGAGGGAGCUAUUCGCGAGGUAUAACAUUUCCACUGGUGCGAGCUGUCCUAUGUCAUCGUGGAGCGAACCGGAACCCGAGGUAGAUGCAACAACAGAUCUGAUCAAGGAAGCCCAAGGGGUCACAGGUGCACUCCUAUGGGCUGCUUCGAAAAGCAGACCGGACAUCAGCUACUCUGUCUGUAAGCUUGGGCAGUACGCAACAAAAUCGCCGGGUAUCGUCGUCAAGGCUGGUAUGCAAAUCCUUAAGUAUCUCUUUGACACUGUAGAGCUGGGCAUUGAAUACAAGCGAACAGCAGGCACAGCUUGGUUGGACACACCAAUCCCGAGAACGGUUGGUACGGUAGAGGUGUUCACUGAUGCUUCACACGCGCCGGAGGGGGCUAGAAGCCACCAGGCGAUUAUGGUGAUGUGGCUUGGCAGUCUUAUCGCUUGGGAUUCAUCCAGACAACCUUUCACAACACUGUCCAGUGCAGAGAGCGAGCUGGUGGCCAUAAUAUCUGGGGUGUGCGCCGCGGAAUCAGUCGGGGCUAUCUUGGAGGAAUUAGUCGCUGAAGACCUUGUGGUAUCGGCGAUGUCCGACAAUCAAGCAUCAAUCCGAAGCUUCGCUGCUGGAAGCCAUGGCUGGCGUAACCGCCACUUAAGAAUGCGCGCGGCCUCGUGCCGCGAAAGAAUCGAAUCUGGUAGUCUAAUUGUCUCCUUUGUACCUGGAGAGCGGCAGCUGGCCGACUUAAGCACCAAACCGCUAGCAAGACCAAGAAUUAUGUACCUACUAAAUCUGCUUUCAAUCCGUGCGAGGUCGCAGGAUCAGGAGGUUGAUAAUCACGGACGGGUGUUGAGUAGGCUCUGGUUGACUUCGCAGCUUAAACCGGUGGGUUCAGCCCACAUGUUGGCGGGGUUAGCGUUGCUUGCAGCCAUACCGGAAGUGAGAGCGCAGCCUAGUGGAGAUGCGGCUUUGGAGUACUAUGGAUGGUUUAGCUGGUUGAUUAUGUGGAUACUUACCGGGGUCGGUUUAGCUUUAGCUUGGUGGUUUGUGUUUCGCAACGCGGAUGCGGACAAUCUUGAGGAGCAACCGCUUGAAGCAUCCCAAGAGUCUGGCGUGCAUGAGCUUGCUGGUCAGGGUGAUCACGGGUUGUUUGGUUCGGAUGCGGUUGCGGGUUUAGGAUCGGGUUCUCAGGUUGGGGGGAGCAGCUCUAGUAAUGAUCCAGCCGGGUUGAUGCCACAGACGGUUGGCGCUGGGGUUGAUUUUGCGACUUCUCUGACUGGGGGGAGUAGCUCUAGUGGUGAUCCAGCUGGGCUGCUGCAUCAGCAUGCUGCCGAAGCGCUUUUAAAUCAGAGUGAACCAGCUGAGCCAAGUUUAGAUUAUGAGGAUCUGGUCCAAGGGGACGAGGAACCGGUGUUUCCCCUGGCCCUGGUAGGAGGGUAUCUAGUUCGGCAUUUCUUGGUACAGCUGUUGUCGGUAGAAGGGGAAAGGGUUUUGAUGUUCCUUGGGGAUAGGUCUGAGUCUUGGUUUAGGCUUCGGUUGACCUCUACUCAAGUUAGGUUUGGAGUAGCCGGUUCACUGGUUGAGAUUCUUAGGCAAGGACCUUGGGCAUUGGUUUUUAAUGGGCCUCAGUGGCUACUUGCCACAGAGGAAUACAUCCGACGGGGGUGUGUUGAUCCGGGCUUUGAAGAACCAUUCGGAGCAUCUCUGUCAAAUGUGGCACAAUCAUCUCAUGAGGUUCCCGUCAGUGGUGAGCUUACUGAGUUCCCCUAUGUCAUUUGGGCUCCUUCUGACUUUGUUCAUUACCUGAGACGAUUGCUGGCUUUGAACGGCGCCACAUUGUUGAGCUUGCUUGGUAACCAGUCGGUCGAAUGGGUGCGGCUGAGGACCGUGUCGAGAUCCUUUCAAUCUGGGGUCGUGCUUGCUUUAGUGGUAUGGCUUCAGGGUCGAGGGAUGAUUAGCCGAAUGCUUGACGGUCCAGUGUCCUAUGACGUAGCCACCGCUUACAUUACUGGGCGCAUUGCGCCAGAUUCCGAGAGCGAAGAUGAAGCAUUGGAUGAUUAUCCGCAUCGCGAUCCCGCCUACCAACAGCAUCCUCCGGUGCCAGUGUUUGCUCAGAUGUUUCAAGAAGCUUUUGAGGAAGCUACUUCGUCUGAUGCGAGUGUGACUUCUACUACCGAGCCAUCGGUUUGGAGUGCGAGUUCUAGUGAAGUUGAGGAGCUUGGGCAAGUCGAGGAAGUCGCUGAUAGCUUGAGUCCUUCUGCUGAGGCUGUAGCUGGGGUCCGAUACGAAGCUGAAGACGGGAAGCUUUUGGUUUACUAUGUCGAUGAUGUAUUAGUUGUUCCUCUGCCGGGGUGGAGCCUCGCGCAGGUUCUGGUGGUAGUUCAAGGGCUACGCACAGGCGUUUGGGAUAACUUUCAAGAGGCCUUGGAGGCUGUUUCAGGUGACGGGGCAGAAGCUCCUGGGUCUUAA